This is a messenger RNA of Puma concolor (puma), 753 nucleotides long. NCBI's taxonomy places the organism in Eukaryota, Metazoa, Chordata, Mammalia, Carnivora, Felidae. The record is from RefSeq and is a predicted model, not a curated record.
AUGGAAUAUGCCAUGAAGUCCCUCAGCCUUCUCUACCCCAAGUCCUUCUCCAGGCAUGUGGCAGUUAGCACCUGCACCUCAAUGGUGACCCAGCAGCUACUGACCGAGUCCAGCCUGGAGGCCCCCAAGGCCCGGCCCUGCAGAGUAAGCACUGCUGACCGGAGUGUGCGGAAGGGCAUCAUGGCGCACAGUCUCAAGGACCUCCUCCACAAGGUGAGGGACAGGACUACCCUCAGCACAGAGGUCCGGGACACCCUGAUGCUGGCAGACAAGCCCUUCUUCCUGGUGCUGGAGGAAGAUGGUACAAUUGUUGAGACAGAAGAGUAUUUCCAAGCCCUGGGGGAUGACACAGUGUUCAUGGUCCUCCAGAAGGGGCAGAAAUGGCAGCCCCCAUCAGAGAAGAGUACUAGGUACCAACUCUCCCUCUCCCGUAAGCCCGGCAAGAAGAUUGAUGUGGCCCGUGUAACCUUUGACCUAUAUAAGAUGAACCCACAGGACUUCAUUGGUUGCCUGAAUGUGAAGGCCACUCUGUAUGGCACCUACUCCCUUUCCUAUGACCUGCACUGCUACCGGGCCAAACGCAUCAUGAAGGAAGCUCUUCGUUGGGCCCUCUUCAGCAUGCAGGCCACAGGCCAUGUGCUGCUUGGCACAUCGUGUUAUAUGCAGCAGUUCCUGGAUGCCACAGAGGGAGGGCAGCCCCCUGAGGGCAAGGCCCCAUCGCUCAUCCCAUCCUGUCUGAAGAUGCUGCAGUGA